This is a messenger RNA of Cebus imitator (Panamanian white-faced capuchin), 1702 nucleotides long. RefSeq names its product calcium binding protein 39 like (gene CAB39L). Gene Ontology annotation, molecular function: protein serine/threonine kinase activator activity. NCBI's taxonomy places the organism in Eukaryota, Metazoa, Chordata, Mammalia, Primates, Cebidae. The coding region runs from base 496 to 1509 and encodes 337 amino acids. The transcript has 9 exons. Gene Ontology annotation, biological process: intracellular signal transduction. The record is from RefSeq and is a predicted model, not a curated record.
GUUACAGGACUGGGGAGGGAGGAAGUAAAAGAGGGAGCUGUGACUGCAGUACGUAUCUGAAAGCAAGUGUUAAAGAGAGAGAGGAGGACGCAUAAGCAAGCUGGUUUGACCAGAAACAGAACUGCCUGUGACAGAUUAAGAGACAAGCAAGGCUUGGAAUCUGAGAGCAGGCAAAGAGAGUGGAAAUUUACAGCUGCUCUAUGUGAGUGUUCAAGUGAUCAUUUUCUGGUAACGUUUUCCGGUGGUAACUGUUACUCUUCAAAGAGAGAGACAGAAAGUCAAGACAGAAUUGUGGAAACUCUUUUCUCUGCCACACUUGGUAAUAGGAGGCAACCUCUAUUAAAUGGACGAUAAAGCCUACUUCAUCUAAAGUGCUUUGAGCUCAAGAAAGAGCUGUCUUCAGCACCUCACCAUGUGUCUACGUUUUGUUGCUUAGACAAGCCAAGUCAUUUCUGUAACAUUUGCAUUCCAUAUUGGAAGAAGAGAUUUCUACACAUGAAAAGAAUGCCUUUGUUUAGUAAAUCACACAAAAAUCCAGCAGAAAUUGUGAAGAUCCUGAAAGACAAUUUGGCCAUUUUGGAAAAGCAAGACAAAAAGACAGACAAGGCUUCAGAAGAAGUGUCAAAAUCACUGCAAGCAAUGAAAGAAAUUCUGUGUGGUACAAAUGAAAAGGAACCCCCGACUGAAGCAGUGGCUCAGCUGGCACAGGAGCUGUACAACAGUGGCCUGCUGGUGACACUGAUAGCUGACCUGCAGCUGAUAGACUUUGAGGGAAAAAAAGAUGUGACCCAGAUAUUUAACAACAUCCUGAGAAGACAGAUAGGCACUCGGAGUCCUACUGUGGAGUAUAUUAGUGCUCAUCCUCAUAUCCUGUUUAUGCUCCUCAAAGGGUACGAAGCCCCACAGAUUGCAUUACGUUGUGGGAUUAUGCUGAGAGAAUGUAUUCGACAUGAACCACUUGCCAAAAUCAUCCUCUUUUCUAAUCAAUUCAGAGAUUUCUUUAAGUAUGUGGAGUUGUCAACAUUUGAUAUUGCUUCAGAUGCCUUUGCUACUUUUAAGGAUUUACUAACCAGACAUAAAGUGUUGGUAGCAGACUUCUUAGAACAAAAUUAUGACACGAUUUUUGAAGACUAUGAGAAAUUGCUUCAGUCUGAGAAUUAUGUGACUAAGAGACAAUCUUUAAAGCUGCUAGGGGAGCUGAUCCUGGACCGUCACAACUUUGCCAUCAUGACAAAGUACAUCAGCAAGCCGGAGAACCUGAAACUCAUGAUGAACCUCCUUCGGGAUAAAAGUCCCAACAUCCAGUUUGAAGCCUUUCAUGUUUUUAAGGUGUUUGUGGCCAGUCCUCACAAAACACAGCCUAUUGUGGAGAUUCUGUUAAAAAAUCAGCCCAAACUCAUUGAGUUUCUGAGCAGCUUCCAAAAAGAAAGGACGGAUGAUGAGCAGUUUGCUGACGAGAAGAACUACUUGAUUAAGCAGAUCCGAGACUUGAAGAAAACGGCCCCUUAACGAGCUCCCCGGCACCCAUCACAGUCAUUCGUCUCAUUUGUCCAGUUUGUACAACAUGUCAUUUCAAAGUCAUCAUUCUUGGGAAGACUUUGGAGGUGCCUAUUUUUUCUGUUUUAAUUGUUCUGGGUAGACAGAAUAUAAACAUGUGAAUGGAAAAAAAUUAACCUAGAAUAAUAUAUUCAUUUUAAUCAAG